This is a messenger RNA of Malassezia japonica, 489 nucleotides long. It is a transcript of the gene APT1, whose product is annotated as adenine phosphoribosyltransferase. The transcript is spliced from 3 exons. Gene Ontology annotation, cellular component: cytoplasm. Bases 1 to 489 code for a protein of 162 amino acids. Lineage: Eukaryota; Fungi; Basidiomycota; Malasseziomycetes; Malasseziales; Malasseziaceae. The record is from RefSeq and is a predicted model, not a curated record. Gene Ontology annotation, biological process: AMP salvage; adenine salvage. Gene Ontology annotation, molecular function: adenine binding; AMP binding; adenine phosphoribosyltransferase activity.
AUGGCCGACAUUGCCCUGCUCCAGUCGCGUUUCGAGUACCAUCAGGACUGGCCGAAGCCGGGCAUCCUGUUCUGUGAUAUCCUGCCCGCACUGCGUGACCCGAUCUCGUUCGAGGUGCUGAUCACGAACAUGAUGUCGCAUAUCUUUACAACGACGCUGCCCAAGCUCGCCGAGUCGGCCAAGGACCCGCGCAUUCACUAUGUGGUGGGCCUCGAUGCGCGCGGAUUUUUGCUCGCGCCCGCGAUCGCGCAGCGCCUCGGCGCCGGGUUCGUGCCGGUGCGCAAGCAGGGCAAGUUGCCUGGCCAGUGCGUCCAGGCGACCUUUAUGAAGGAGUACGGCGAGGACAUCUUUGAGAUGCAGCAGGGCGCGAUUCCCGCGGGCUCGAAUGUGCUGAUCGUCGACGACCUUAUCGCGACCGGCGGCUCGGCCAAGGCCGCGGGCGAGCUCGUAAAGAAGCUCGACGCAAACACCGUCGAUACCACCUCGUAG